Blastomyces dermatitidis ER-3 is the source of this 369-nucleotide messenger RNA. RefSeq lists its product as uncharacterized. The record is from RefSeq and is a predicted model, not a curated record. The coding region runs from base 1 to 369 and encodes 122 amino acids. The transcript has 3 exons. NCBI's taxonomy places the organism in Eukaryota, Fungi, Ascomycota, Eurotiomycetes, Onygenales, Ajellomycetaceae.
AUGAAGUUCUUUAGCCUGAUCGUGGCCCUACUCGGGUUCCUACCCUUUCUCGCUGCAGCUUUCCCUGUAGCAGACCCCGUUGCAGAGCCAGAAAUGCACCUGGAGAAGCGUCGAUCGGCACAAACCUGCAGGAUUGUCAAUCUCCGCAAAGGCGAAUACGUUAACUGCCGGUACGGCCCGACCACGAAGGCGGGCAACAUCUUUGCCUUCCGCCAGGGCCAGAAACGUACCUUCUCCUGCAAGAAGAAGGGGCAAUGUAUCAAGGGUAAUUGCACCUGGGAUCGAAUCACCCUGUACGGAGUUACGUGUUAUGUCAGUGGAUAUUACACGGAUAGUCGUUGCUCCAGCAAACGACUCCCGAAAUGUUAG